UUGAAGAAAAGGUGAUAAGUCGCCAUAACUCAGCUGAAAGAAACAUUUUUAAGGCUGCAGAAAUUGCCGAACGUUUCAUUCAGGCUCUAGAUAAUAGAGUCCUUGUUGAAACUACAGCACCGAUUGAAUCAGUCAAAGAUGCUGUUAGCAAAUUUGGGGGGAUUCUUGACUGGAAAGAGAGGCGUAAAAAUGUUCAAAUUUCUCUUGACAAAGUGCGGGAAGAUGCCCCCGAGUACCAGAGAAGAUUUGAAGUUGCAGAAGCUGAGAAAAGCCAAGUUCUGAAAGAGCUGUGUGGCAUCAGGCGGAUCAUAGAAGGGCUGAAACUGAGCCUGGAGAAAGCACAGACUGAAGCGUUGCAAGCACAGCAAGAUUCAGAGAUUGCUGAGAUACGAUACAAAGAAAUACAACAGGGUAUCGCCCACAAAGAGAGUGCUGCAGUAAAGGCAGAGAUUGAUCUUGCCAAAGAACGCCACGCGACUGCCUUAGCAGACUUGCAGUCAGUUAAAUAUGAGCUGGAGCAACUUCAGAAAGAGCACACUUCUUUAAUUAGUCAAAUGGAGAAUGCCGAGACUAAAGCACGCGAAACCACCACCAUGUCUCAGGAAAUCGAGAAGAACGUCGAGGACCUUACCCUUGAGCUCAUUUCACUGAAAGAGUCACUUACCUCUUCACAUGCUACCCAUAUUAUAGCAGAAGAGCGAAGAAUAAAUGUGGCUAUGGCGUAUGAGCAAGAAAAAGCUAAUUGGCAGGAUGAGCAGAAGGAAGCUGAUGAGGAGGUUCAAAAGCUGAAUGACGAGAUCUCAGCCAGUAAAGAUCUCGAGUCCAAGCUUGAAGCUUCCUCUGCAUUGCUGGUGAAUCUGCAAGGUGAGUUUACUGCUUAUAUGGAAGGAAUACUGCCUGAGAAGGCAAGUGAGGCUGGAGAGGAAGUGCCAUCAAUGGUUAGUGUUCGGAUGACACUGGCGAAGACCACAAAGGAGCUUGAGGAUAUGAGGAUGAACAUUGAAAAAGCCAAGGAUGAGGUUAAAGGGCUUUGGAAUACUGCUGCUGCAUUGCGAGCUGAUCUUGAGAAGGAGAAGGCAGACAUCACAGCAUUGAGGGAGAAACAGCACCAUGCUUCUGUUUCAGCCACAUCUCUCCAGGAGGAACUGAGAAAAACGGCACGUGAGCUGAUGGUGGUGCAGGAGAGAACUAAUGCAGCUAGAAUGCCCCCAGAGCUACAGCAGGCUACUCAAGAAACAGAACGAGCUAAGGCGAAGGUUCGGUUGGCCCAGGAUGAGGUUGCAAAGGCUAGGGAAGAGGCAGACCGAGCCAAGGCAGAGGUCAAUGUCGUCCAGUUGAGGCUGGAAGCAGUGUCAAGGGAGAUACUUGCGGUGAAAACAUCAGAAGAAAUUGCAAUGGCCUCAGCAAAUGCGCUGCAAGAGUACAAACAUGAGGGAGAAAUAGAACCCCAAGCUGAGAGAAGAAGUCACAACAACAUGAAGGUGCCGAUCGAAGAGUAUGAUGCGUUGAGCAAGAGAGCACAGGAAGCUGAGGACCUAGCUAAGAAGCGGGUUAUGCAGGCGGUUGAGAAGAUAAAAGAGGCGAAGGAGGGAGAGGUUAGGAGCUUGGAUCAGUUGUAUCAGUUGACCAAACAGAUAGAUGAUAGGAGGGUUGCGCUGAGGUCGGCGCAGGAGAAAGCCUUUUCGGCACAGGAUACCAAGUUAACAAUGGAGAGCGAGCUGAGGAAGAUGAGAGUAAAGCACGAUCAACCGCAUGGCGAGAUGGAUCUUCCGAUUGCUGAUAUCUGCCUUCUGAAUAGUGCAUGCUCUUUUGAUGCAGCAGGAUCAUCUGGUUCCAAUCCUCAAAUGCGCGGAACAUGCCUGCCUAGAGCUGACACCAUAGCGACAAGUUCAGUAGCAGAGUCAAAGGCGCGAAAGUCGUACUUCCCUCGGUCCAUAGUGACGAUGUUCAUGGGUAGUAGGAAGAAGACACAUUCCAAGUGA
Molecule: messenger RNA, 1982 nt
Organism: Lolium rigidum
Lineage: Eukaryota; Viridiplantae; Streptophyta; Magnoliopsida; Poales; Poaceae
Product: protein WEAK CHLOROPLAST MOVEMENT UNDER BLUE LIGHT 1-like
Exons: 2
Coding region: 555-1982 (475 amino acids)
Source: RefSeq, a predicted model, not a curated record